Tachyglossus aculeatus (Australian echidna) is the source of this 5299-nucleotide messenger RNA. It is a transcript of the gene KLC1, whose product is annotated as kinesin light chain 1. Lineage: Eukaryota; Metazoa; Chordata; Mammalia; Monotremata; Tachyglossidae. Gene Ontology annotation, biological process: axo-dendritic transport. Gene Ontology annotation, cellular component: kinesin complex; membrane-bounded organelle; cytoplasm. The coding region runs from base 148 to 2061 and encodes 637 amino acids. The record is from RefSeq and is a predicted model, not a curated record. Gene Ontology annotation, molecular function: kinesin binding. The transcript is spliced from 16 exons.
UCCCCCUCCUCGUCCUCCCCUCAGGGGCGGCGGCUGCGGAGGGAGGGAGGCCGGCCGGCCGGCGGGCAGGCAGCGAGUGUCGCGCAGGCCCGGUUGCCCGCGGGGCCCCGCAGCCCGUGGACCUCGCGGCCCCCAGGAGCAGGACGAAUGUAUGACAACAUGUCCACGAUGGUGUAUCUAAAGGAAGACAAGUUGGAGAAGCUGACGCAAGAUGAAAUUAUUUCGAAGACAAAGCAAGUUAUUCAGGGACUGGAGGCGCUGAAGAAUGAACACAAUUCCAUCUUGCAGAGUUUACUCGAAACCCUCAAGUGUUUGAAGAAAGAUGACGAAAGUAAUCUGGUGGAAGAGAAAUCAAACAUGAUUCGGAAAUCGCUGGAAAUGCUGGAGCUUGGACUGAGCGAGGCACAGGUAAUGAUGGCUUUGUCAAAUCAUCUAAAUGCCGUUGAAUCGGAGAAACAGAAGUUGCGUGCUCAGGUGCGCCGAUUGUGCCAGGAAAAUCAGUGGCUGCGGGACGAGUUAGCUAACACACAACAAAAAUUACAAAAGAGCGAACAGUCCGUGGCCCAGUUGGAGGAAGAAAAGAAACAUCUGGAAUUCAUGAAUCAGUUGAAAAAAUAUGACGACGAUAUUUCUCCAUCAGAGGACAAAGACACUGAUUCUACCAAAGAACCUCUGGAUGACCUCUUCCCUAAUGACGAAGAUGAUCAAGGACAAGGAAUCCAACAGCAGCAUAGCAGUGCAGCGGCCGCUGCCCAGCAAGGUGGCUAUGAAAUUCCUGCCAGAUUACGGACCCUUCAUAAUCUCGUCAUCCAGUACGCUUCCCAGGGUCGCUAUGAGGUUGCCGUACCUCUCUGCAAACAAGCCCUGGAAGACCUAGAGAAGACUUCCGGACACGAUCACCCGGACGUGGCCACGAUGCUGAAUAUACUGGCCUUGGUGUACAGGGAUCAGAACAAGUACAAAGACGCAGCUAACCUACUGAAUGACGCCUUGGCCAUUCGUGAAAAGACACUGGGCAAAGAUCACCCAGCGGUGGCCGCAACACUGAAUAAUCUUGCAGUUCUCUAUGGUAAAAGAGGGAAGUACAAGGAAGCUGAGCCUUUGUGUAAGAGAGCUCUGGAGAUCAGAGAAAAGGUUUUGGGGAAGGAUCACCCGGAUGUUGCCAAGCAGUUAAAUAACUUGGCCUUAUUAUGCCAGAAUCAAGGCAAAUAUGAGGAGGUGGAAUAUUAUUAUCAACGAGCACUUGAGAUCUACCAAACCAAACUGGGACCUGAUGACCCUAAUGUGGCGAAGACGAAAAAUAAUCUGGCAUCCUGCUAUUUGAAACAAGGCAAAUUUAAACAAGCGGAAACUCUGUAUAAGGAGAUCCUAACUCGUGCGCAUGAAAGGGAAUUUGGCUCUGUAGAUGAUGAGAACAAACCCAUUUGGAUGCACGCCGAAGAGCGAGAAGAGUGCAAAGGAAAGCAGAAGGAUGGAACGUCUUUUGGAGAAUACGGUGGUUGGUACAAAGCCUGCAAAGUUGACAGUCCAACGGUGACAACUACUUUAAAGAACCUUGGGGCACUUUACAGGCGCCAAGGCAAGUUUGAGGCGGCUGAAACGUUAGAGGAAGCGGCAAUGAGGUCUCGCAAACAGGGUCUCGACAAUGCUCACAAACAGAGAGUGGCUGAGGUGCUGAACGACCCUGAGAGCAUCGAGAAAAGGCGGAGCCGAGAGAGCCUCAACGUUGACGUGGUAAAGUACGAGAGUGGCCCUGACGGAGGAGAGGAAGUGAGUAUGAGCGUAGAGUGGAACGGGGAUGGCACUGGAUCUUUAAAACGCAGUGGUUCCUUUAGCAAACUCCGGGCUUCCAUUAGACGCAGCAGUGAGAAGCUGGUUAGAAAGCUGAAGGGAGGAAGUUCACGAGAGAGUGAACCCAAGAAUCCUGGCAUGAAGCGUGCCAGUUCUCUGAAUGUUCUUAACAUGGGCGGCAAGGCUGCUGAAGACCCUUUUCAAGAACGAAAUAAAUGUCUGACAGACUCGAGAGUCCUGAGUGCCAGUCAAACUGACUUGGCUCACUAGGGCUCUUGGAGAGACGCUAGCUAAAACCGUCUGCCAACGCAGCGCCCUGAGCCUCUCGCCCUCCAGUUCCUCAUCCUGGGGAGGAACGGCAUUCUAGACUCCUGAGCACUGGACGGCCAUUUUUCCUUUUCAGACCAGCGCAUUUUUAGUUCUAGUAGUAGUCCGUAGCGUCUUUCCUUAAAGAGAUUCCCUCUUUGAGUUGCUCUUCACCAGGCCGGCUGCUCUCCGCGCUGCUCCCACUGAAACCCGAACUAACCGAUCUGAGUAGCGAAGACCCGCAGAAGUCUCUAGCCAACAUUUAAAAACUACCCAGUCCCCGAGGAACAGCACGGGGGUCUAGAUUUCCCACCCGCCGCAGCCCAGAUGGAAAAGACGCGCCGUAAAUGGACGCGGGGGCUCUCCAGAGGACAGUUUGAGCGACGGGAGCUCUCUGCCGCGGACGGUUACGGUCCUUGAAACGCUCGUCGGUGCGGCUUCCGUCCCCCGCUUCUCAAAUGAAAUGAGUCCCGUGUGUUCGUUGGGUAUGAGAGAGUGUAGACCAUGGUGCCUCGUGACCGGCAUGGGGAUAUCCAGAGGCGGAGUUUGGAGGGAUGAGGGCAUUAUGGAGACCCUCGGGAGCAACCCAGAUACGUGGAGCUAAGAUUCGGCACCAUAUCCUGAGAGAGAGAGAGAUUGCAGUUUGCCACUUCGUCUUUUCUCUUUACAGAAAUCCUUAAUCUGACGUCCUGUAAACCGCAGAUGGCCAGAAUGGCAGUUACAAAACAGAAAAUCGAAAGACUACUGUCUUUAUCAGCAAGCCGAAACCCUGAAGCUUAGCAGCAUCUCAUUUGAUGAGGGCUAGGAUAAAAAGGAAAAAAAAAAAAGGCUUGGCUUUCAAUAGUGAUAGAGGGAAUGGAUUAUAAACAGCCUCAUUGUGACUUUUUGCAAAUUUUUUUCAUUUAGACUCCUUGUAGUUCAGUGAUGUAGCCAGAGACUUAUAAACUGCACUUGAAAUCUGUUUACUAAGGUGGCUUCUAAAAAAAAAAAAAAGUGGUUGGGGUUGGUCGUGUAGCGUAGAGCUGUUCUAGGCCCCGCUAAAAAUGAUACUGCUGCUAAUAUGUGGUUUAUUUUUUAGGGUAGAGUAGAGCACUUUAUUGAUGAGAGCCCCAAGAGAGCAACUUAUUUUUAGUUUACAAGUAUGCUAAUUUUUUCAAGAGUUAACUGGUGUUAACUCUUUUAAUAGUUAAACUAAAAUAGUGUUAACACUAUUUGAACCUCACAUAAACGGUCUCACCUUGUUAUUCAAAGAUAUGUUCAUGGGUAUAUGUGCGUAUGUGUGUGUAUGUGUAUAUAUAUAUACAUACAGACACACACACAUAUAUAUAUAUAUUGUUAGACAUAUACACACCCAGACAUACUAAAUAGGUAAGACAUAAGCUGUUUAUCUUGUAAAAGUGAAUUCCAUGGAAAUGUUGCUAUUGAAACAGGAAGGUCAACAUUGGCGGUGGUCAUUAAUUUUCGAUUCCAGCAGUCAUCUCAGAGGAUGACAAUCUUGUCCAGAUCUCUUCGCUACUUCUCACAGACCUGGAGCUCCGAUUCCCACUAGAUUUUGGCUUCAAAGUCUUUGGGGGCCCCAGACCCAGUGUUUCAGAAGAGGGAAAGGGGAACUGGGUUCCCCUAGACUGACUGGGUCUCCGCUGGAAAUUAUCCAGGCAUUUCUCACGUGCACAGUCACUGUUAAUCCUAAUAGGAACGAAGCACUUGUAGAAGGCACUUUGGGACCGACACGCCGGAAAAGCACCUGGGGCAGGAGUCGACGGCCGGCAGAGGAGGACGGGGAGUGGAAUGAGUUCCCAAGGGGCCCGGCACAGAGCAGCCAGGGCAUCCCUGGUGGAAAACAGACAGAGGAGGGAGGGCCCUAUUUCUGGUGCUUGCUUGGCAGCCCGUAUGGAUGCCGGAGGUUUAAACCCGUGAUGCCAGCACCCGACAGACGCCGCAACUAACCGGCAUUCUGCCGAAUCUUCCCAGAUUCCUGUCCCACCUCCUAGCGACUGAUGGAGCCUGCCCAGUUAUCCCGCCUCCCGACGGAAGCCACCCACAGAGCAGAGCCACAGCGGGAGGCGUACGGUCACCGAGCCGAGGCCCGUUCUCCAGAGAAUCGACCCGCUAAAGGGAAUCUGGGACCCAACGGGUCACCUGGCUGGCUUUGACUAAAGGCUCUGGGAAGGUUUUUUUUUUUAAUUAUUACGUAAAUAAUUUUGACAGUGGUUGGGGUGACCGUAGAGGGCUGGAAAAGCAGAGCUGCCAGCCAGGUUAGCUGAGAAGGGGUGGGGAUCGGAUUGGGGUGUCUGAUAUCCGAUAGGGUUGAGUUAUUGUAAGUGGUUUUGGCAACUAUAGGUCAGGAAGCUACUAAGAGUAUUUCGUCAUAGGUCAAUUUGUAUAGGAAUAUUGGUAGGUCUUAACGACUAACGUUUACAGCUUGGGAGGACAGAGAUGUUUCACACUGUACGCAUGUGUCAGAAACUAGCUUAGGCGUGAGGUGACUGUAAAACUUUGCACUUACUUUCAAUGCACAAACACCUUUGAGAACGAGCGAUAAUGUGCACUAGAACCUUUGAAAGGCAGGGAGACUUGCUCUGCCCCCCAACCCAGGCAAAAAAGGCGAAGGUGAGGGGGCUGAAGUCCAGUCUAUAGGAGGUUUGUAGGGAGGGAGUGGGCUAAAUUUGCCCAACUUCCAUUCAGUCUCUAGCAUCUCCUCCCUCCAAGAAGAGUGUUUUUGGGGGCCCGACAGGGAGACUCAAGCAGAAAUACAGGCUAGCAUAUUGUGCCUCCAUCCCUAUUAGCCAGGACGGGAGGUUAUUCAGUAACAAAUGCAUAAAUUUACCUGUGUUAGUGUUCAAGUCUAAUAUUCCUUAGACUCUUAAGUGUUGGUAGAAAUUUUUUUUUUUUGUUCAUCUCUUGUAAGAUAGGUAGCAAACCCCACAGUGAACGGCCAGAGAGUAAACUGGUCUCCUGUUAAAAAAACGGAGGCAGCUUUUCCUGUCUGCACUUUCCUCUAUCAGCCGUGUCAAAGCUGAGCGUUACCGUUUUGUGCUGUGCAGUACGUGUUCCGUGUUUCCAGAUGCCGCCGUAGAUGUCCACUAACUUCGUAAUGUGUUGGCAAGGUGGUUUAUCUGUGAGCUUUUGAACCCACUUGCCUGAGUAACCAAUUCGCAGUUCUUGGUGCAUUGCAAAAAAUAAACUGAUUUGGUUUUCUACA